Messenger RNA from Babesia microti strain RI, 696 nucleotides. Its product is annotated as template-activating factor I. NCBI's taxonomy places the organism in Eukaryota, Apicomplexa, Aconoidasida, Piroplasmida, Babesiidae. Gene Ontology annotation, molecular function: histone binding; chromatin binding. The transcript is spliced from 5 exons. The record is from RefSeq and is a predicted model, not a curated record. Gene Ontology annotation, biological process: nucleosome assembly; protein tetramerization. Bases 1 to 696 code for a protein of 231 amino acids. Gene Ontology annotation, cellular component: chromatin; nucleus.
AUGAAACGUGGAUUUGACGGGGAUUCUAAUGAAAUAGACUUAAAGCGUACCAUAAAGCCCGAUCCUGACGAUCCUCUUUUCCAAUAUAUCGUGGAAUUUGAUGAGGUACAAAAGGAACUCCAACGCUUAGAUGAAGCAUGCGCUCGUGAGCAAAUGACCAUCCAACGCGACUAUGAUGAAAAAAAACAACCCUUCUUCGAAAAAAGGCAAAAUAUCAUAAACAAGGUACCAGGGUUUUGGUCUAAAGCUCUCCAACACCAUCCAGCCCUUUGUCUACUCACACCUGCUGACUUCAACAUCCUACAAUAUCUGACCAAGAUAGAUCUCAAAGAUAAUCUGGAUGACAAUGGCAGUUACAAAAUAACUUUCACAUUUGAUGACAAUGCUUCCGAAUACAUGGAGCCCUUGUCCAUCGUUAAAUAUAUAGUCUUCGAGCAAAAUCGUGAGACAGUUGCGGAAUGUACUCACAUCAAUUGGAAACCUGGGAAAAGCCCAAUAGAUGUGGUUAUUAAGGCUAGAAAUGAAGAACAAUGCAAUGAUUGGUCUUUGUUCGAAUGGUUUACUUAUGAUGAGUGGUUGAACAAGCCUAACAUUGGGGAGAUUAUUAGAAGGGAAAUUUGGCACGCACCUUUAGCCUAUUAUAUGGAUACAAUUUCUGCGUCAGAUUUUGACUACGAUGAUGAUAUGGAUGAGUGA